Molecule: messenger RNA, 1000 nt
Organism: Papaver somniferum (opium poppy)
Lineage: Eukaryota; Viridiplantae; Streptophyta; Magnoliopsida; Ranunculales; Papaveraceae
Exons: 3
Coding region: 1-984 (327 amino acids)
Source: RefSeq, a predicted model, not a curated record
AUGCACAAACGCAAAGUAAUAACGGUUGUCCCUACACACAGUGGUGAUGAUGAGGCUGCAUACGAAAGUGCUGAAAGAUGCCCAUUUAGCAGUCCAAAAUUACCUUGGGGAGUUGAACAAUACCCGGAUUAUAAUCGGACAUUCGAUACUACUCCUCUUAGUGAAGGUGCUGACUCUGAUGACGAUGAUAGUAGGAGGGAACAUUACAGGUGGUUCGCCGAUUGGAAUAAAUGUGAAGAUAACAAUUAUUUCAGCGAAGGAUAUACUAGUUCAGAAAACUCAGCUAUACCUAGUGACGCUGAAGAAGAAGAAGACAUCCCACGCCUACCGCGUAGAAGACUGAACUUCGCAAAUGGAGUUGCAGGUGAAAACGUCAACGCUGCGGAUGAGGAUGUGGUUGUUGCAUGGGUUACUAGUAUCGUAUUGACUUGCAUGAAAGAAAGACUUCGUACUAAGCCCCCAACAAUACGAAAGAUGUUCUUAAAAAAGAAAAAGGUCAAGAUAUCCUACUGGACUGCUCUUCGUGCAAGGCAUAUGUGCCUUGAGAAGAUACAUGGGUUGGGCUCAUAUGAAAGAAGUUUCAGGUUAGUACCUGAGCUGUGCCACCAGAUUAAGGCUAUCAACCCGAGGAACAUAGCAGUUUGGUCCAAAGACAACAUGACCAAUGAGUUUCAAGGACUUUGUAUCUCUUAUAAGGCGUUUUUGGAGGGAUUUAAGAAUGAAUGUAGACCUUUGAUAGCUUUGGACGGAUUUCCACUCAAAAGCAAGUAUAGGGGCGUAGGCUUGACUUCCUCUUCAGUUGAUGGGAACAAUGGCAUGUUUCCCAUUGCCAUCUAUGUUUGUUUGACUGAAACCCAAGAAACAUGGAGUCGGUUCCUUUGCAUUCUCAAACCUUUUCUGAUGGAAUUGAAAAUGACAAUUAUGUUUUUUUCGGAUCAUGAGAAAGGUGAAACAUUGUUUUAUUAUAUCAUUACUAUGGUGUAAGAGUGUUUUGUGUGUC